Glycine soja is the source of this 1456-nucleotide messenger RNA. RefSeq names its product senescence/dehydration-associated protein At4g35985, chloroplastic-like. Lineage: Eukaryota; Viridiplantae; Streptophyta; Magnoliopsida; Fabales; Fabaceae. Gene Ontology annotation, cellular component: plasma membrane. Bases 47 to 1246 code for a protein of 399 amino acids. The transcript is spliced from 5 exons. The record is from RefSeq and is a predicted model, not a curated record.
UAGGCAUUUUUAAACCAUAAAACCAAAACCUUCUGCUGAUAAAUUUAUGCCCAUUAACAUCCAAAGCAGUCCCAAGAAAGAACAGGGCAAAAACAGAACAGAAACAGAGAUGGGUUGCAAUAGCUCCAAGGCUGAGCCACCACCGUUGGAAAACACCAUGCAUCAUCAUCAUCAUGCAGACGUUGCAGAGUUCCAAAAACCCAAAACCCUAAAAGAAGAAGUAGUGCUACAGAUUCCAGGAUGCAAAGUUCAUCUGAUGGACCAAGGCGAGGCCCUCGAACUCGCACAAGGUCACUUCACGAUCAUGAAGAUCAUGGAGCAGAACGUGGCACUAGCAACCAUUAUAAAAGUUGGAAACAGUGUUCAAUGGCCUCUAACGAAAGACGAGCCGGUGGUGAAGGUGGAUGCUCUUCACUACCUGUUCUCUCUGCCUGUGAAAGAUGGUGGGGAGCCUCUUAGCUAUGGUGUCACCUUUCCAGAACAGUGCUAUGGGAACAUGGAGAUGUUGGAUUCUUUUCUCAAGGAUCACUCUUGUUUUUCUGGUUUGGAAAGGAAUAAGAAGAGUGAUCUUAAAUGGGAGGAGUUUGCUCCAAGGGUUGAAGAUUACAAUCAUUUUCUGGCAAGGGCAAUUGCAGGAGGGACUGGCCAGAUUGUUAAGGGUAUCUUCUUGUGCAGCAAUGCUUACACCAACCAGGUCCAAAAAGGAGGGGAAACGAUCCUAAAUACUGCUGCAGAAAAGAACAAUGGUGGCAUGGUCACAGAAAGUAUGAACCACAGGAGUGAUGCCACAAAGAAUAAUGCAACGAACGAUAACCUCAAACGUGUGAGAAAGCUGACAAAUAUGACAGAAAAGUUAACCAAAUCUUUGCUUGAUGGUGUUGGAAUAAUGAGUGGAUCAGUGAUGACUCCAGUGCUGAAAUCCCAACCAGGACAGGCAUUCCUAAAUAUGCUCCCUGGAGAGGUGCUGUUGGCUUCCCUUGAUGCCGUCAAUAGAGUUUUUGAAGCAGCUGAAGCUGCUGAAAAACAAACCUUUUCUGCCACCUCUCAAGCUGCAACCAGAAUGGUUUCUAACAGGUUUGGGGAAGAAGCAGGAGAGGCUACUGAGCAUGUGUUUGCAACUGCAGGACAUGCUGUUAACACUGCUUGGAAUGUCUCUAAGAUACGGAAGGCCAUCAAUCCAGCCUCUUCAGCAAAUGCUGCAGGAGCACUGAGAAAUUCUGCCAAAAAUAGAAAUGUUAUAUAUUAAAUUCCUAUCAUGUACUGCUUUAUGUUUGACAAUGGUGAAGGCAUAAAAUUUUGCCUAUACAUAUUGCAAUAUCAUUUUGGUUGUUAUAUGUAAGUAUUAAUGUGUGUAUUGGUCAUCCCAAAGCAGACCUUAGAAGAAACAAACUAUAAAAAGUGUCCACAUGAAAAAGCUCCUAAUGUAAGUAAGAUAGCAUUAUUAUGCUUUCAGCCU